This is a messenger RNA of Psilocybe cubensis, 2637 nucleotides long. RefSeq lists its product as uncharacterized. The transcript is spliced from 10 exons. Bases 1 to 2637 code for a protein of 878 amino acids. Lineage: Eukaryota; Fungi; Basidiomycota; Agaricomycetes; Agaricales; Agrocybaceae. Gene Ontology annotation, biological process: maturation of LSU-rRNA from tricistronic rRNA transcript (SSU-rRNA, 5.8S rRNA, LSU-rRNA); maturation of 5.8S rRNA from tricistronic rRNA transcript (SSU-rRNA, 5.8S rRNA, LSU-rRNA); rRNA methylation. Gene Ontology annotation, cellular component: nucleus; nucleolus; preribosome, large subunit precursor. The record is from RefSeq and is a predicted model, not a curated record. Gene Ontology annotation, molecular function: rRNA (uridine-2'-O-ribose)-methyltransferase activity; rRNA (guanine) methyltransferase activity.
AUGGGUCAUGAAAAGAAGACAGGAAAAGGGCGUCUAGACAAGUACUACAAGCUCGCAAAAGAGCAAGGGUACCGUGCCCGUUCAGCCUUCAAGCUGAUCCAGUUGAACAAGAAAUAUUCCUUCCUAGAGUCAGCAAGAUGUACGAUAGAUCUUUGUGCUGCUCCUGGUGGCUGGCUGCAGGUAGCAAGCAAAUAUAUGCCUGCAAAUAGCAUCAUUGUUGGUGUUGAUUUGGUGCCAAUCAGACCCAUUCCUCGUGUUGUCACCUUUGCAGCAGACAUUACCACACCCCAGUGCCGAACUCUCAUUCGAGGUGAACUCAAAGACUGGAAAGCCGACGUCGUCCUGCACGACGGUGCACCAAACGUUGGAACGGCCUGGAUUCAGGACGCCUACACCCAAUCAGAACUUGUGUUGAUGAGUUUGAAGCUCGCUGUCGAAUUCUUGGCGAAAGGUGGAACCUUUGUGACCAAGGUUUUCCGCAGUGUAGACUACAAUAACCUCAUUUGGGUGUUCAACCAGUUGUUCGGCAAAGUCGAGGCCACAAAGCCCCCUUCGUCAAGAAAUGUUUCCGCUGAAAUCUUCGUCGUUUGCCGUGACUUCCUUGCACCAAAAUUGAUCGACCCCAAGUUCCUUGAUCCCAAGCACGUCUUUAAAGAUCUCUCAACAACUCUUGCUACAGGGGAAAUCACAGCAGGAAAUGCUGAAUCAAAUGUCUUUCACCCCGAGAAAAAGCGGCGUCAUCGUGACGGUUAUGCGGACGGCGAUUAUACCCUUUUCAAAGCCAUUCCUGCUUCCACUUUUAUUAUGGGAUCCGACCCUAUAUCGGUACUUGGCAGCGCCAACAAAAUCACUUUCCUCACGGAUGAAGAGAAAGAGUGGUACAAACUUGACGUCACAACAGGUGAUGUGAAGGCAAAUUGCGACGAUUUGAAGGUGCUGGGUAAGGGUGACUUCAAAACUCUGAUAAAAUGGCGAUUGGCUCUUCGUGAAGAGCUUGGCCUCGAUAACAAGGCCAAAGACACAGAAGACGCAACUGAACAAGUCGAAGUAGUAGAAGUCGUCGAUGAAGAGCAGCAAAUCUCCGAAGAACUCGAAAGACUUAAUGCAGAGGCUGCGGCGCGAGCCAAGCGUGAGCGAAGGCGCGCGAAUGAGAUCAAAACAAAAACAAUCCAGCGCAUGCAGCUGCAGAUGACAGCGCCGCUCGAUAUUGGUCUGGAGCAACAUGAUGCGAUGCUGGGCAUCGGCCAAGAUGAUAUCUUCGAUCUCGAGCACACCGAUGGUCUAUCCCGCAACCGCAAGAAGACUACCCUGGCCAUGGACGACAAUGGUGAUGCGAUUAUGGAUAGCAGCGACGAGGAGAAAGAGGAUGAGGAUGAUACACAAGAUGUAUUCGACUCAGAGGAAGAGCGGGAAAAGAAGGUAGCGGAGCUGGAGGCUGAACUUGACGGGCUUUACGACAUAUACCAAGGCCGACUCCGCGAGCGUGAUACGAAGUACAAAGUGAAAGAGGCGCGGAGAAAGAAUGCAGAACGGGAGGAGUGGAAAGGUAUCAAAGCCAACGGCAGCGACUCUGAAAUAUCAGACGAGGAAGAUGCUGGCGGCUGGGACAAGGUUCAGGCAGCUAAACUCGAUGCCGGAAGCAGCGAAUCCGGAGAUUCUUCAGACGAGGAGGACGAAGACGACGUACCUGAAGUCGCCGGUAGAAUGAAACGUAGUCGGUCGGAUGCUGAUGUCGCUCCGAAGGGAACCAAACGCCAGCGGUUUGCUUCGCAGCCUGGACCUCCUACUGCUAGUGCUACUACCAGUGCUGCUGCACAGUUGUGGUUCUCGCAGGACGUUUUUGCUGGGGUUGAUGGUCUUGACAAACUGAGCGAUUCGGAACAAUCCGAACCCGAAGAAGACGAAGACGAAGACGAAUCUUCCAAGGAUGAUGAGGAACACGUUGCUUCCAGUGACGAGGACGAUGAUAGUGAUGAUUUCGAGGUCGUUCCACAAGAGGAAGACGAAGAUGUGGACCUUUGGGAUGGUGAGGGUGAAGAUGAGGACCUUAAAGUCAAAGCUGGCCUCCAAAAAUACGGUCUGAUGACACCCGAAGCUGUGACACUUGCCCAACAACUCGUCAAUCGCCAGAAAACCAAAACGCAGCUUAUUAACGAAGGCUUCAACCGAUACUCGCUUAAUUCAAAAGAAGAUCUCCCCUCUUGGUUCCUUGAUGAUGAGGCUAAAAAUUACAAGCUAAAUAUUCCGGUGACGAAGGAAGCCAUGGCUGCACUACGAGCCAAGCAGCGCGCACUGGAUGCCAGACCUAUCAAGAAAGUGGCGGAAGCCAAAGCUCGCAAGAAAUUCAAGGCCGCGCAGCGACUUGAAAAGGCCAUGAAGAAGGCUGAGGGUGUCAAUGCUACUGCUGAUAUGUCCGAGAAGGAGAAAGCGCAGCAAAUCGACAAGCUGAUGCGCAAAGGAAUCUCUGCGGCGAAGAAAGCCAAGAAGGAAAUUAAGGUUGUCGUGGCAAAAGGCGCGCAUAAAGGCUUGAAAGGUAGGCCAAAGGGUGUCAAGGGUAGAUACACCAUGGUGGAUUCCCGAAUGAAAAAAGAGGUACGGGCUAAGAAACGCAAGGAAAAGGCUACCCGUAAAAGGUGA